Panicum hallii is the source of this 648-nucleotide messenger RNA. RefSeq lists its product as uncharacterized. The record is from RefSeq and is a predicted model, not a curated record. Bases 37 to 573 code for a protein of 178 amino acids. NCBI's taxonomy places the organism in Eukaryota, Viridiplantae, Streptophyta, Magnoliopsida, Poales, Poaceae. The transcript has a single exon.
CUAGCUUAGCUGAAAGUGUGAGCACCGGGGCGGGGGAUGGCGAUGGCGCCAGCAACGCGAGCUCCUGGUCCUGGCGGCGCAGCCGCUAGCCGCUUGGUCUCUAAGAGCGGCUUCUCGGUGCCGCCUGCCGUCCGGCCGCCACGCCGCGCCGCCGGGGGGACCAGGACCGAGCUCCUCGGCGUCGCAGCGAGGAGCGGGCGGCGGGACGGCUGGCCGGGCGCCGACUCCUCCAGCUCGUCCUCCUCCGGGGGCGGCGGCGGGCUGGUGGACGCGGAUAUGGCGACGCUGCGGCGCCGCAUCCGCGAGGUGAGGGCGGAGUCGGCAGAGGAGGACGGCAUUGACGCCGACGAUGACGACGACGCCGGUGGCGGCGUCCCGCUCCCGGCAGAGUGGACGGAGCUGGAGCGGCGGCACCACGGGAGCUACGUGGCGGGCGUGCGCAGCGCGGUCGGCCUCCUCGAGGCGCUCCUCGUGAGCGCCAGGCCGGGGCUCGGGGCCGGCAUGCUGGCGAUGCUGCUGCUCGGCGUGCCGGCGUCACUGUUACUCGUGUGCAUGCAGCUUAUCAGACACUGAUUUCCGUCUCGUCCGGAUCUCUGGCCGGUCGAUGAACGGGAACUGAAUUAGUGUAUGGACUGAUGCAGCUCUAGG